UUUCAAAAUAAGACAUGGUGCUAGCGUGAUUAAACAAAAGCCGCAGGGUGAGACCAUAAAAAAAAUGUAAAGUCGAAUGUUUACUAUGUGACUUGAAGGCCAGCUCGUUCAAAAAUCUAGCCCCACUGGCUCUCGGCUCAUAACACGUUACAUAGAGUUUAUUCAAACAAUUUUUAGCUACGCUAAUUAGUUCAUUUCAGUGGCACUUCCGGAAUGAGUGGCAAGCGAGAUACGCCAGUUAAAGUGGCGUUUACCUGGCAACACGCUCAGAAGAGACGUCAGAAAUGCAAAAUUUACGAAACACUUCCCGAAGAGCCUGAAGUGGAGGAGGACCCGGAUGUGAAAAAGGACCCGGAUGGGAAGAAACUCAAAGUACCUGGCCAAACCAGCGCCCAGUCAUCACAAUGUCAAUCAUCGAGCACCGCCUUCAACCAAAAAAAAAAAAUACUUCAUCAAGAGCUGAGCCCGGCAGUGACACCAGGGGGCGCCAUUACAAAGACCAUGGCCUCAAGUUCCAGCUCAGUUGAUGACGACGAGGAUGAUGACUGCUUCUCCUCAUACCCCAGCUCCGUUUCUUCUCCAGAGAUCUUCCGACACGAACUCUACGCGGCCAACGCCUCUCAUUUUCCCGCCGUGGGCGACGUGGCGGAUCUCCACGUGCAGGUGAAGAACUCCACCUUGAUCAGCAGCAGCCAUGCUGAGAGCAUCCUCAGCCACCAGUCCCCCAACGUCUCCACCAUCUUGGUUGCUGCAGAAAAGCCCUUGAAGACGUCCCCUAAACUGUCCACCAGGAAGCGAUUUCUGUGCAAGAAGGUUCGCUUUAAAAGCCCGCUGGCGGCGGAGAUGCAUGCAGACAGUGGCGUGUCCGCACCAGCCAGGUUCUUCGACUUCAUCAACGAGUCCCAGGCGCAGGACUUCUUGAGGGGAUCCCAGGAGCGAUACGAUCAACUCUCAAAGAUGGCUUCGUUUCCUCUCACGGUUGCACCCAACCGGAACAAGGCCAGCGACAUCUUCAGUCCUGUCAAACUAAGUUAGUGCAAAAUAUCCCCUCUGAAAUAUAAUGUAUUCUCUAUAACCGGCAUGUUCUGCUAUUUUUGAGAACCUAUUGCAAAAAUACCGGUCAAAAAUCCAGAGUGAUCUGCUGUUUUUGAUAACUUGUUAAAAAUUCCAUGUCAAAAAUCCGCCUUAACCAGAGUGCUCUGCUGUUUUUGAGAACCUGUUGCGAAAAUACCAGUCAAAAAUCCUUUAUAACUAGACUGAUCUGUUGUUUUUGAUAACCUGUUGCAAAAAUGCCAGUCAAAAAUCCUCUCUAACCAGAGUGCUGUGCUGUUUUUGAGAAGCUGUUGCAAGUAUGCUAGUCAAAUAUCCUUUACAACAGAGUGCUCCUCUUUUUUAGAGAAGUGGUUGUCAGUCAAAAAAAGUCCUCUAACUGGAUUGCGCUGUUGUUUUUUGAAAAAACGUUUGCAAAAUGCUGCUCAAAUAUCCUCUAACAAGAGUGCUCUGCUGUUUUUGAGAACCAAUUGUAAAAAUGCUAGUACAAAAUCCUCGAUAACAGAAGUGUUAUGCUGUUUUUGAGGAUCCACCACAAAAUACUCCAUAUAUGACAGCAGCACUGUGCUGUUUUUGAGAGAUAGUACAAAGACACAAGCCAAAUAUCCUCUUUUUGACACAAACACUGUGCUGUUUUUGAGACCCUAUCGAAUAACUGCUAGUCAAAAAUCCUUUAAAACCGGAUUGCUCUGCUGAUUUUGAGAAGCUGUUGCAAAAUACGCCAGUCAAAAAUCCUCUAUAACCAGAGUGCUCUGCUGUUUUUGAGAACCAAUUGUAAAAAUGCUAGUACAAAAUCCUCUAUAACAGAAGUGUUGUGCUGUUUUUGAAGAUCCACCACAAAAAUAUGAGUCAAUUAUCUUCAUCUACAUAUAUGACAGCAGCACUCUGCUGUUUUUGAGAAAUAGUACAAAGACACAAGCCAAAGAUCCUCUUUUUUGACACAAACACUCUGCUGUUUUUGAGACCCUAUCGAAAAACUCCUUUUCAAAAAUCCUCUAUAAACAGAGUGCUCUCCUGUUUUUGAGAAGCUUUUGCAAGUAUGCUAGUCAAAAAUCCUUUAAAACUGGAUUGCUCUGCUGUUUUUGAGAAGCUGUUGCAAAAUACGCCAGUCAAAAAUCCUCUAUAACCAGAGUGCUCUGUUGUUUUUGAGAACCAAUUGUAAAAAUGCUAGGACAAAAUCCCCUAUAACAGAAGUGUUGUGCUGUUUUUGAAGAUCCACCACAAAAAUACGAGUCAAUGAUCUUCAUAUACAUAUAUGACAGCAGCACUCUGCUGUUUUUGAGAAAUAGUACAAAGACAAGCCAAAGAUCCUCUUUUUGACACAAACACUGCUGUUUUUGAGACCCUAUCGAAAAACUCCUGGGCAAAAAUCCUCUAUAAACAGAGGGCUCUCCUGUUUUUGAGAAGCUUUUGCAAAAUAUGCUAGUCAAAAAUCCUCUAUAACCAGAGUGUUCUGCCACUCUGCUGUUUUUGAGAAAUAGUACAAAGACACAAGCCAAAGAUCCUCUUUUUUUGACACAAACACUGCUGUUUUUGAGACCCUUUAGAAAAACUCCUGGUCAAAAAUCCUCUAUAAACAGAGUGCUCUCCUGUUUUUGAGAAGCUUUUGCAAAUAUGCUGGUCAAAAAUCCUUUAAAACUGGAUUGCUCUGCUGUUUUUGAGAAGCUGUUGCAAAAUAGUCCAGUCACAAAUCCUCUAUAACCAGAGUGCUCUGCUGUUUUUGAGAACCAAUUGUAAAAAUGCUAGUACAAAAUCCUCUAUAACAGAAGUGUUAUGCUGUUUUUGAGGAUCCACCACAAAAAUAUGAGUCAAUGAUCUUCAUUUACAUAUAUGACAGCAGCACUCUGCUGUUUUUGAGAAAUAGUACAAAGACACAAGCCAAAGAUCCUCUUUUUGACACAAACACUGCUGUUUUUGAGACCCUAUCGAAAAACUCCUGGGCAAAAAUCCUCUAUAAACAGAGGGCUCUCCUGUUUUUGAGAAGCUUUUGCAAAAUAUGCUAGUCAAAAAUCCUCUAUAACCAGAGUGCUCUGCCACUCUGCUGUUUUUGAGAAAUAGUACAAAGACACAAGCCAAAUAUCCUCUUUUUGACACAAACACUCUGCUGUUUUUGAGAAAUAGUACAAAGACACAAGCCAAAGAUCCUCUUUUUGACAAAAACACUCUGCUGUUUUUGAGACCCUUUCAAAAAACUCCUGGUCAAAAAUCCUCUAUAAACAGAGUGCUCUCCUGUUUUUGAGAAGCUUUUGCAAAUAUGCUGGUCAAAAAUCCUUUAAAACUGGAUUGCUCUGCUGUUUUUGAGAAGCUGUUGCAAAAUACUCCAGUCAAAAAUCCUCUAUAACCAGAGUGCUCUGCUGUUUUUGAGAACCAAUUGUAAAAAUGCUAGUACAAAAUCCUCUAUAACAGAAGUGUUAUGCUGUUUUUGAGGAUCCACCACAAAAAUAUGAGUCAAUGAUCUUCAUUUACAUAUAUGACAGCACUACUCUGCUGUUUUUGAGAAAUAGUACAAAAGACACAAGCCAAAGAUCCUCUUUUUGACAAAAACACUCUGCUGUUUUUGAGACCCUUUCAAAAAACUCCUGGUCAAAAAUCCUCUAUAAACAGAGUGCUCUCCUGUUUUUGAGAAGCUUUUGCAAAUAUGCUGGUCAAAAAUCCUUUAAAACUGGAUUGCUCUGCUGUUUUUGAGAAGCUGUUGCAAAAUACUCCAGUCAAAAAUCCUCUAUAACCAGAGUGCUCUGCUGUUUUUGAGAACCAAUUGUAAAAAUGCUAGUACAAAAUCCUCUAUAACCGAAGUGUUAUGCUGUUUUUGAGGAUCCACCACAAAAAUAUGAGUCAAUGAUCUUCAUCUACAUAUAUGACAGCAGCACUCUGCUGUUUUUGAGAAAUAGUACAAAGACACAAGCCAAAGAUCCUCUUUUUGACACAAACACUGCUGUUUUUGAGACCCUAUGAAAAACUCCUGUUCAAAAAUCCUCUAUAAACAGAGUGCUCUCCUGUUUUUGAGAAGCUUUUGCAAAUAUGCUAGUCAAAAAUCCUUUAAAACCUGGAUUGCUCUGCUGUUUUUGAGAAGCUGUUGCAAAAUAGGCCGGUCAAAAAUCCUCUAUAACCAGAGUGCUCUGCUGUUUUUGAGAACCAAUUGUAAAAAAUGCUAGUACAAAAUCCUCUAUAACAGAAGUGUUAUGCUGUUUUUGAGGAUCCGCCACAAAAAUACGAGUCAAUGAUCUUCAUAUACAUAUAUGACAGCAGCACUCUGCUGUUUUUGAGAAAUAGUACAAAGACACAAGCCAAAGAUCCUCUUUUUUGACACAAACACUCUGCUGUUUUUGAGACCCUUUCGAAAAACUGCUAGUCAAAAAUCCUUUAAAACCAGAUUGCUCUGCUGUUUUUGAGAAGCUGUUGCAAAUAGGCAAGUCAAAAAUCCUUUAAAACCGGAUUGCUCUGCUGUUUUUGAGAAGCUGUUGCAAAAUCCGCCAGUAAAAAAUCCUCUAUAACCAGAGUGCUCUGCUCUUUUUGAGAACCAAUUGUAAAAAAUGCUACUACAAAAUUCUCUAUAACAGAGGUGUUAUACUGUUUUUGAGGAUUCACCACAAAAAUAUGAAUCAAUGAUCUUCAUCUACAUAUAUGACAGCAGCACUCUGCUGUUUUUGAGAAGCUUUUGCAAAUAUGCUAAUCAAAAAUCCUUUAAAACCGGUUUGCUCUGCUGUAUUUGAGAAGCUGUUGCAAAAUACGCUAGUCAAAAAUCCUCUAUAACUCUGCCACUCUGCUGUUUUUGAGAAAUAGUACAAAGACACAAGCCAAAGAUCCUCUUUUUGACACAAACACUCUGCUGUUUUUGAGACCCUAUCGGAAAAACUGCUGGUCAAAAAUCCUCUAUAACAAGAGGGAUUUGCUGUUUUUGAGGACCUGUUGCAAAAUACGCUAGUCAAAAAUCCUCGAUAACUCUGCCACUCUGCUGUUUUUGAGAAAUAGUACAAAGACACAAGCCAAAUAUCCUCUACUUGACACAAACACUGCUGCUGUUUUUGAGACCCUAUCGGAAAAACUGCUGGUCAAAAAUCCUCUAUAACAAGAGGGAUUUGCUGUUUUUGAGGACCUGCCACAAGAAUGCUGGUCAAAAUGCCUCUUCACUAUAUGACAGGAGCACUUUGAAACAGGAUGUUUGAGUGGUUCUGUAAGGAAAUUGUGACACACAGUAAUGAAUUAUUGCAAAAGACUAUCUAUUUUGCGUGACUUUUAACAAAAGUGUAUGCUGUACAAUUACCACUAGAUGUCGCAAGUGCAAUUUCACAAUAUAUUUUCAUGAACGUGACUUAUUUGUGUAUAGUUUGUUAAAUUGUAUUCAGCACUAUGGAAUUUUAGUCAUUCAACCUGUAAAUGUAUCCAAACGAUUGUCGCAUAAAUUAUUUAUUUA
Entelurus aequoreus (snake pipefish) is the source of this 5461-nucleotide messenger RNA. RefSeq lists its product as uncharacterized. The transcript has 6 exons. The record is from RefSeq and is a predicted model, not a curated record. Lineage: Eukaryota; Metazoa; Chordata; Actinopteri; Syngnathiformes; Syngnathidae. The coding region runs from base 214 to 1035 and encodes 273 amino acids.